AUGCGGCGCGCCAGCCGAGACUACACCAAGUACUUGCGCGGCUCCGAGGAGCUGGGCAGCGGCGCCGCCCACGAGAGCGCCCCGCCGCCGCCGCCACCGCCACCGCUGCCGGCCCACCCGCACCCGCCGCCCGCCUCCCGCUCCCUCCUCGCCGCCCUCGUCCUCCUAGGGCUGGGGCAGGUGGUCUGCAGCGUCGCCCUCUUCCUCUACUUCCGAGCUCAGAUGGACCCUACUAGAAUUUCAAAAGAGCAUGCACACUGUGUCAGAACACUUUUUGGACAUCAAGAAAAUACAGAUUUGCAUGAUACAUCCUUUGAAAAUCAAGAAGCGAAGUUAAUGCCAGAAUCAUGUAGAAGCAUGAAACAGGCUCUCCAAAGAGCUGUGCAGAAGGAAGUCCAGCGUGUCAUGGGAAGAGCACCACCAAGACCAGAAAAAGCUGCAAUGGAGGCAUUAGGAAUGGAUCUGUACAAGAGAAACAAACCUGAGAAGCAGCCUUUUGCCCAUCUCAUUAUUGAUGAUAAGAAUAUUCCAUCUGGAACCCGCAAAGUGAACCUCACAUCCUGGCAUCAUGACAAAGGCCAGGCAAACUUAUCAAACAUGACAUUCAGUGAUGGAAAGCUAAUUGUUAAUCAAGAUGGAUUUUACUACCUUUAUGCCAACAUUUGUUUUAGACAUCAUGAAACUUCAGGAAACCUGACUAAAAGAGGGCUUCAGCUGAUGGUGUAUAUGACUAAGACAAACCUUAAAAUAAGGCGCUCUGAUGUGUUGAUGAAGGGAGGAAGCACCAAAUACUGGUCAGGGAAUUCAGAAUUUCAUUUUUAUUCUGUCAAUGUAGGAGGGUUUUUUAAACUAAAAUCUGGUGAAAUGAUAAGUAUCCAGGUAUCAAACCCUUUGCUACUGGAUUCAUCACAAGAAGCAACUUAUUUUGGGGCAUUUAAAGUAAGGGAUUUAGACUGA
Messenger RNA from Gavia stellata (red-throated loon), 957 nucleotides. It is a transcript of the gene TNFSF11, whose product is annotated as TNF superfamily member 11. Gene Ontology annotation, biological process: immune response. NCBI's taxonomy places the organism in Eukaryota, Metazoa, Chordata, Aves, Gaviiformes, Gaviidae. Gene Ontology annotation, cellular component: membrane. Bases 1 to 957 code for a protein of 318 amino acids. The transcript has 5 exons. Gene Ontology annotation, molecular function: tumor necrosis factor receptor binding. The record is from RefSeq and is a predicted model, not a curated record.